GUUUCUGUCCGGAGAGGCUGAUGGUCGAACCAUCCCAUCGAGGCUGUUCAUCUGAUGAAGACUGCCCUGGAGGGCACAAAUGCUGUCGAUUUGAAUUUGGGCCUGUUUGCGUGCUGCCUGUUUUCAUGAAGCCAGGUCAAUGUCCCAUACCGGAGAUGAUCCCACUCUGUGCUGAUAGCUGUUUCAAUGAUGGCCAGUGUCCUGCCACACAGAAAUGUUGCCCAACCACCGGUGGCUUUGCAUGCAGUGAACCGCGUGGCCAGGGAAGAGGUCAGGCAACUUGCCAUGGAAACGGUUCUGGCCAGGGAAGCGGCUAUGGCCAGGGCGCGGGUCAGGGAAGCGGCUAUGGCCAGGGCGCGGGUCAGGGAAGCGGCUAUGGCCAGGGCGCGGGACAGGGAAGCGGCUAUGGCCAGGGCGCGGGACAGGGCGCAGGACAGGGAAGCGGCUAUGGCCAGGGUGCGGGACAGGGCGCAGGACAGGGAAGCGGCUAUGGCCAGGGCGCAGGUCAGGGAAGCGGCUUUGGCCAGGGUGCAGGACAGGGUGCUGGCCAGGGAAGCGGCUAUGGCCUGGGAAGCGGCUAUGGCCAGGGUGCAGGAGCUGGACAGGGAAGUGGCGCAGGAGUUGGACAGGGAAGCGGCUAUGGCCAGGGUGCUGGAGCAGGACAGGGAAGCGGCUAUGGCCAGGGCGCUGGAGCAGGACAGGGAAGCGGCUAUGGCCAGGGCGCUGGAGCAGGACAGGGAAGCGGCUAUGGCCAGGGCGCUGGAGCAGGACAGGGAAGCGGCUAUGGCCAGGGCGCUGGAGCUGGACAGGGAAGCGGCUAUGGCCAGGGCGCAGGAGCUGGACAGGGAAGCGGCUAUGGCCAGGGCGCAGGAGCUGGACAGGGAAGCGGCUAUGGCCAGGGCGCAGGAGCUGGACAGGGAAGCGGCUAUGGCCAGGGCGCAGGAGCUGGACAGGCAAGCGGCGCUGGAGCAGGACAGGGAAGCGGCGCUGGAGCAGGACAGGGAAGCGGCUAUGGCCAGGGCGCUGGAGCAGGACAGGGAAGCGGCUAUGGCCAGGGCGCAGGAGCAGGACAGGGAAGCGGCGCAGGAGCAGGACAGGGAAGCGGCGCAGGAGCAGGACAGGGAAGCGGCGCAGGAGCAGGACAGGGAAGCGGCGCUGGCCAGGGCGCUGGAGCAGGACAGGGAAGCGGCGCUGGCCAGGGCGCUGGAGCAGGACAGGGAAGCGGCUAUGGCCAGGGCGCUGGAGCAGGACAGGGAAGCGGUGCAGGAGCAGGACAGGGAAGCGGCUAUGGCCAGGGCGCUGGAGCAGGACAGGGAAGCGGCGCUGGAGCAGGACAGGGAAGCGGCGCUGGAGCAGGACAGGGAAGCGGCGCUGGAGCAGGACAGGGAAGCGGCGCUGGAGCAGGACAGGGAAGCGGCGCUGGAGCAGGAGCAGGACAGGGAAGCGGCGCUGGCCAGGGCGCUGGAGCAGGAGCCGGACAGGGAAGUGGCGCUGGAGCAGGAGCCGGACAGGGAAGUGGCGCUGGAGCAGGAGCAGGACAGGGAAGUGGCGCUGGAGCAGGAGCAGGACAGGGAAGUGGCGCUGGAGCAGGAGCAGGACAGGGAAGUGGCGCUGGAGCAGGAGCAGGACAGGGAAGUGGCGCUGGAGCAGGAGCAGGACAGGGAAGUGGCGCUGGAGCAGGAGCAGGACAGGGAAGCGGCGCUGGAGCAGGAGCAGGACAGGGAAGCGGCGCUGGCCAGGGCGCUGGAGCAGGACAGGGAAGCGGCGCUGGCCAGGGCGCUGGAGCCGGACAGGGAAGCGGCGCUGGCCAGGGCUCUGGAGGCGGACAGGGAAGCGGCGCUGGGGCAGGAGCCGGACAGGGAAGCGGCGCUGGGGCAGGAGCCGGACAGGGAAGCGGCGCUGGCCAGGGUGCUGGAACAGGAGCAGGACAGGGAAGUGGCGCUGGAGCAGGAGCCGGACAGGGAAGUGGCGCUGGAGCAGGACAUGGAAGCGGCUAUGGCCAGGGCGCAGGAGCUGGACACGGAAGCGGCGCUGGAGCAGGACACGGAAGCGGCACUGGAGCAGGACAGGGAAGCGGUGCUGGCCAGGGAGCUGGAGCAGGACAGGGAAGCGGCGCUGGAGCAGGACAGGGAAGCGGCUAUGGCCAGGGCGCUGGAGCAGGACAGGGAAGCGGCGCUGGAGCAGGACAGGGAAGCGGCGCUGGAGCAGGACAGGGAAGCGGCGCUGGAGCAGGACAGGGAAGCGGCGCUGGAGCAGGACAGGGAAGCGGCGCUGGAGCAGGACAGGGAAGCGGCGCUGGAGCAGGACAGGGAAGCGGCGCUGGAGCAGGACAGGGAAGCGGCUAUGGCCAGGGAGCUGGAGCAGGACAGGGCAGCGGCGCUGGAGCAGGACAGGGCAGCGGCGCUGGAGCAGGACAGGGAAGCGGCGCUGGAGCAGGACAGGGAAGCGGCUAUGGCCAGGGCGCUGGAGCAGGACAGGGAAGCGGCGCUGGAGCAGGACAGGGAAGCGGCUAUGGCCAGGGCGCUGGAGCAGGACAGGGAAGCGGCGCUGGAGCAGGACAGGGAAGCGGCUAUGGCCAGGGCGCUGGAGCAGGACAGGGAAGCGGCGCUGGAGCAGGACAGGGAAGCGGCUAUGGCCAGGGCGCUGGAGCAGGACAGGGAAGCGGCUAUGGCCAGGGCGCUGGAGCAGGACAGGGAAGCGGCGCUGGAGCAGGACAGGGAAGCGGCUAUGGCCAGGGCGCUGGAGCAGGACAGGGAAGCGGCGCUGGAGCAGGACAGGGAAGCGGUUAUGGCCAGGGCGCUGGAGCAGGACAGGGAAGCGGUUAUGGCCAGGGCGCUGGAGCAGGACAGGGAAGCGGCGCUGGAGCAGGACAGGGAAGCGGCUAUGGCCAGGGCGCUGGAGCAGGACAGGGAAGCGGCGCUGGAGCAGGACAGGGAAGCGGCGCUGGAGCAGGACAGGGAAGCGGCGCUGGAGCAGGACAGGGAAGCGGCGCUGGAGCAGGACAGGGAAGCGGCGCUGGAGCAGGACAGGGAAGCGGCGCUGGAGCAGGACAGGGAAGCGGCGCUGGAGCUGGACAGGGAUGCGGCGCUGGAGCAGGACAGGGAAGCGGCUAUGGCCAGGGCGCUGGAGCAGGACAGGGAAGCGGCGCUGGAGCAGGACAGGGAAGCGGCUAUGGCCAGGGCGCUGGAGCAGGACAGGGAAGCGGCUAUGGCCAGGGCGCUGGAGCAGGACAGGGAAGUGGCGCUGGAGCAGGACAGGGAAGCGGCUAUGGCCAGGGCGCUGGAGCAGGACAGGGAAGCGGCGCUGGAGCAGGACAGGGAAGCGGCUAUGGCCAGGGCGCUGGAGCAGGACAGGGAAGCGGCUAUGGCCAGGGCGCUGGAGCAGGACAGGGAAGCGGCGCUGGAGCAGGACAAGGAAGCGGCUAUGGCCAGGGCGCUGGAGCAGGAGCAGGACAGGGAAGUGGUCAAGGGAAGUGUCGGGGAUGUGGCAAAGGUCAAUGUCGCCUUUAGGGACAUGUUCAUGGGAAUUUUGCAUAAUACUUUCUGGGGGUCUUUUCCAAUUCUUUUGUUCAGAUGUCAUGUUUUCCCUGUUUGCUCAAACUGUUUAGAAAGAUUUUCUGACUCUCUCUACCACUACUAUCACCUCAAAUAAAUAAAAAAUUGCUUGAUUUGAA
Molecule: messenger RNA, 3673 nt
Organism: Carassius gibelio (silver crucian carp)
Lineage: Eukaryota; Metazoa; Chordata; Actinopteri; Cypriniformes; Cyprinidae
Product: fibroin heavy chain-like
Exons: 2
Coding region: 21-3509 (1162 amino acids)
Cellular component (GO): extracellular region
Molecular function (GO): peptidase inhibitor activity
Source: RefSeq, a predicted model, not a curated record